AUGGAGGGCCCCGCGAAGCCCAAGCUACCAGACGCGUACGCGGACCUCGAAGUGAGCCCAGCAGCCUCUAGUGCCGAGAUCAAGACCGCCUUCCACCGCCUCGCUCUCCUCCAUCAUCCUGACAAGAAGGCGCCAGGCGAAGCUGUCGAUGCAGCCGACUUCCGACGAAUCCAAGAAGCCUACGACAUCCUGAGGGAUCCGAAAGGCAAAGCGCGCUACGAUCAGUCGUAUAGCAGUAUACGGACACAAUGGGACACCUACAGGAGGGAACACGCCGAAUACGUGCGGAACCCGAAUGCAUGGCGGCAGAAGCAAUCCGCAGAGAGGAUUCGUGCUCAGGCCGAAUCGGAUCGCCGUGCGGCGGCCAUGCGAAGGGCGGCGCAGGAGCAGGCGUGGGCAGAGGCAGAGGCUUUCUACGAGGACGAAUACGAGUACGAGUACGACGACGACAGCGAUUACGAAUACUACUCUGGCGGCUAUGGCCCUAGCUUUGGAGGUGGCCGCUUCGGUGGUGGCUUUGAUGGCUUUGACAGCUACGACCCGGAGGAAAUCCUCUUGGCAGAAUUGCUCCGACGGCGCGAGAACUUCGAAGCUGCGGCUAGACGUAACGCUGAAGAGAGGGCCAGGAAAUCGGCAAUCGAAGACAUCAAUAAGCAAUGUAUCGAGCGACUGAAGAAGGCGGCUGCGGCUCGACAAGCAGAGGGUGAUGGUAUACGUAUCGUCGACCCAGAAAAGAAGCGCGCCAUGGCGCAAUUAUGGGUCAUCAGCUUGCAACGCGAUUAUGAUUCUGAACUCCGGAAGGCUGGGUUACGUCCCGACAACGACUCCAUUAUGGAUCUAGGGUGGGAACGGAAGAAGGGGAGACAAACUUGCCUGUUUUGCGCCGCUCACGUACAGGAAUACAGUUAUCGCUGUCCAAGUGGUGGAGCUGUUGCCUGUCGAGGUUGCAAGAAGAAGAUCGAAGCGUCAUCCCCAAUUCACCCGUUCAAUUUUCACGGCACUGGCGUGGCGCCAAAGAAGGGGAAGGGAAAGAAAGGCAAGGGCGGAAAGAAGCCUCAGACGACUAAACGCCACUCUGAUCCGGAAGGAUCCGACUCGGUCGAGCGAGACCAGGACGAGGAGCAAACCAAUGGAGAUGAGGCAGAGCAACCACACAACGCGGAAGAGGAGGCCGCAAAGCAGGCAGCGGAAGAGCUUGCGCGUAAGGAAGAAGCCCAGCGACAGAAACAGGAGCGCAAAGCCGAGGCGUCACGACGAAAAGCAGAGCGUGAAGCACAAGCCAAGCUCGCACGAGAAGCUGAAGAGAAGGCUGCGCAAGAAAAGGCGGCGAAAGAAAAGGCUGAAGCGGCCAAAGCUGCACGAGAACUCGCAGCUGCGCAAGAAGCUGCCCGUCUAGUAGCCGAAAAGAAGAAGGAGGCUCGUGAGCGGGAAGCUAGGGAGAAGAAGGCUGCUCGGAAGAAGGCCACGAAAGAGAGGGCCGCUCUUGAGAAGGCAGCACAGAAGAAGGUUGCUGAAGAGAAAAUAGCAGAUGGUCACGAAGUCCAAGAACUGAACGCUUCCGAACAAGACGCCCAGAAAGUCCAAGAGGUUGCCGAGCAAGAAGCAAAACAAAAGGCUGAAAAAGAAGCGAAAGCGAAGACCAAGCGUGAGGCAAGGGAGCUUGCUGCGCUCGAGGCGAAGGAGCGUGAGAUACGGGAAGCUGAAGAAUCCGCAGCACACGAAGCCCAGGUGCGUGCAGCACAGGAGGCUCAAGAGCGUGCGGAACGUGAAGCCAAAGAACGAGAGGCCGAGGUACUCGCAGCACAGGAGGCCAACUUUCGCGCCGAACUGGAAGCAAAAGAGACGGCAGAACGCGAGGCCAGGGAAAUGUUAGAGCGCGUGGCCAGAGAGACAGUGGAACGUGUUACUAGGGAGACUAUAGAACGUGUCACCAAGGAGACGGUCGAGCGUCUCAACAGGGAAAUGGCAGAGCGUGACGCAAAGGCUGCUGCAGAACAACAAGCCGAAUCCUUCGCAGAAGCAGGCAAUGCGAACGGGUACGAGAACGUAGAGCAGGUGUUGGAACCCUCGUCAACGAACACGCCGCCCGUGGAGCCCUCGGUCGCCACCGAUUCAGCAAUUUCCAGGAAGACCAAGAAGAAGGCGACUCGUCCACCAGCCACCUGCUACACCUGUAACGAGCAAGGCCAUUUCGCCCGCGACUGUCCCAUGAAGCCUGUCGAAACCACCGCCGAUAAUAAAACCCAAUAUCACGCUAGUACAGGGCCUGCGCCCAAGAUUGAGGUGACUAGUAAACCGCCGCCACCAACACCUGCACCCGCAAAGGUUGUGGUUAAGCUUCCAGUACCUCGUAAACCGAAAGCAAAAAAGGUCGCAAACGACACCACUGCUGUACCUCCGGAGGCCACUGCACCUUCCAUGGACGCCGCGGCUCCUCAAAAGCCUGCUAAACCAAUCAAAGCGCCAAAGAAGAAAGCUUUACGUCCAGCGCCUCCGGAGGGCCAAGGUGUCAAUAACGUCCCUACUUUAAUUGAUCAACCCUCCAUUCUACCUCCCACCAACGGUACCGCGAACGUGUCUUUUUCCGAGCAGACAAGCAAGCCAGCCAAGAAGCCAAAGGUGAAAGCUCCGUUGGCUUGUUAUGUUUGCAAAGAGGUAGGACACAAAGCGAAGAGCUGCCCUGCACAGCAUGAAGGACACAUGUUCGAUGUUGUCAUGUAA
This is a messenger RNA of Alternaria conjuncta, 2721 nucleotides long. RefSeq lists its product as uncharacterized. Lineage: Eukaryota; Fungi; Ascomycota; Dothideomycetes; Pleosporales; Pleosporaceae. Gene Ontology annotation, molecular function: nucleic acid binding; zinc ion binding. Bases 1 to 2721 code for a protein of 906 amino acids. The transcript has a single exon. The record is from RefSeq and is a predicted model, not a curated record.